Molecule: messenger RNA, 3504 nt
Organism: Rosa chinensis
Lineage: Eukaryota; Viridiplantae; Streptophyta; Magnoliopsida; Rosales; Rosaceae
Product: G-type lectin S-receptor-like serine/threonine-protein kinase At1g61370
Exons: 13
Coding region: 1-3504 (1167 amino acids)
Biological process (GO): recognition of pollen; protein phosphorylation
Molecular function (GO): ATP binding; protein kinase activity
Source: RefSeq, a predicted model, not a curated record
AUGGUGGCUUUUUGGCACGCCAGUCAUUGUCGUAUUAGAUUCACCGGUCCACGGUCAGUUUCCGAUUUCUUCACGGAAUUUCUAAGUCGCCUCCACCCUGACUCUGUUCUCAUCUCCUUUCACUUCUCUCAGAAAUUGAUUGGUUUCAGUUUGCUUCCAUCACAGUAUGGUGCUGAAGUAUAUAGCAUAACUGCUUCACACCCAUUAGUAGAGGGACAAACUCUAGUCUCUCCUGGCCUAAUAUUCGAAUUGGGCUUCUUCAGUCCAAACAUUUUUGCUAAUAAGUAUGUGGGAUUGUGGCACAAAAGUAUCUUUCCCCGUAAAUAUGUAUGGGUAGCUAACAGAGAUAUUCCUCUUGCUGCUACAGACACCUUGGCUACUUUGAGCAUCGGCAGCAAUGGGAAUCUGGAGCUCGUAGAUGGGAAACAGCGUUCUGUCUGGUCAGCCAAUAUAUGUAAUUGUUCAUCUGCAGUUCUCUUAGAUAAUGGAAACUUCAUUGUCAAAGAUGGUAUGGGAGUUGAUUUGUGGCGGUUCUGGAAAAUGGAAGUUCUUUGGAAAAGUGAAAAUGAUCCAUCACCAGGGAUAUUCUUGGUUGGACUAUCAGCAGAGUUGCCGGCACAAUUGUAUAUUUGGAUUAAUGGAUCUACUUCCCACUGGAGAAGUGGACCAUGGGACAAAUCAAGGUUUAUUGGUAUACCCACAUUGAUUCCUCAGUAUCUAGAUCCAUGGACUCUUGUUGAUAAUGUGACACAGGGAACAAGUGGCUAUAUGUCUCCGGAGUAUGCUAUGGGUGGUAUAUUUUCUGAAAAAUCUGAUGUCUAUAGCUUCGGGGUCUUGGCUUGGAACUUGUGGAAUGAAGACAGGGCAUUGGAGUUAGUAGAUAAAGUAUUGGGUGAUUCAUACUCCUCAUUAGAAGUAAUGACAGGCGUGCAUGUUGGGCUUCUUUGUGUACAGGACAAUGCUGCUGAUAGACCAACCAUGACCGAUGUAGCUUUAAUGCUAAACAGCGAGAAAGAUGGUCCACAUCCAAAGAGUUUGCUUCCGUCACAGUAUGGUGCUGAAGUACUAAAUAACAUAACUCCUUCAGACCCAUUAUCCGAGGGACAAACUCUAGUCUCUCCUAGCCUGAUAUUCGAAUUGGGCUUCUUCAGUCCUAAUAGUUCUGCUAAUAAGUAUGUGGGGUUGUGGCACAAAAGUAUAUUUCCCCGUAAAUAUGUAUGGGUGGCUAACAGAUAUAAUCCUCUUGCAGCUACAGACACCUUGGCUACUUUGAAAAUUAGCAGCAAUGGGAAUCUGGAGCUUGUAGAUGGGAAGCAGAGUUUUGUUUGGUCAACCAAUAUAUCUAACGGUUCAUCUGCAGUUCUCUUAGAUAAUGGAAACUUUGUUGUUAAAGAUGUUAUGGGAGCUGAUUUGUGGGAGAGUUUUAAUAAUCCUGGUGACACACAUUUGCCAGGCAUGUUGAUGGGAUAUGAUAGUCAUUCUGGAAAAAGGAAUUUCUUGACCUCUUGGAAAAGUGAAAAUGAUCCAUCACCGGGGAUAUUCUUGGUCGGACUGUCAGCUGAGUUGCCGGCACAAUCAUUCAUUUGGAUUAAUGGAUCUACUCCCCACUGGAGAAGUGGGCCAUGGGAUAAAGCAAAGUUUAUUGGUGUACCCCCAAUGGAUUCUCAGUAUCUAAAUCCAUUUUCUAUUGUUGAUAAUGAGACUCAGGGAACAAGGUAUUUAUCUUACGGUUUUGACAAAAUUCCUGGUGAGAAAAUUCUUGCAUAUGGGGACAUAUCUUCAAAAGGUAUAUCGAGAUUCUUUUUUUCAGUAAGUGGCAAUGGCAAGAACUGGUAUCUUAAAUGGGAGACAUGGAAAACCCCUUGUGACAAUUAUGGUGCCUGUGGACCUUUUGGGGUUUGCAAAUCUUCUAAAUCUCCAAUCUGCAAGUGUUUGAAAGGGUUUAUACCCAAGUCAAAUGAGGAAUGGAGCAAAAGAAACUGGACUGGAGGUUGUGUGAGACGAACAAAUUUGUCUUGUGAGAUGCACAUAAAUGAAUCAGUCUCAUCAAAAGGAAAAGAUGGGUUUUUGAAAUUAGAAAGAUUGAAAGUUCCCGAUUUUCAUCAAUAUCUGAGUUCUUUGGCUCUAGACAAGUUCGAGGACUGCAAGAUACAGUGCCUGAGUAAUUGUUCUUGCUUGGCUUAUGCAUAUAUUGACAACGUAGGGUGUUUGGUCUGGUCCAAAGACCUUAUUGAUAUGCAGCAGUUUCCAGCUUUUGGGGAAGAUCUUUAUGUCCGCCUAGCACACUCAGAACUAGGUGAAGGAAAAUCGAUAAAGUUAAUUGCCAGCCUUACAUCUAUUGGAUUUAUGAGUAUCUUAGUUGUUAUAGUCUUCAUUUUGCAAAGGUGGCGUGCUAACCAAAAGCGAUACGACAUAUUAACAGCCCGGCGCUUGGAAUCAACUAGUAUGACUAAGAUUCAUAGAGACAGUCUUCGAGAAUAUAUAGAGAAGCAUGAUGCCUCAGAGCUAAAGAUAUAUGAUUUUGAUAGCAUACUAAUCGCCACAGACAGCUUCAGCAUCACAAACAAAAUUGGGCAAGGAGGUUUUGGCCCAGUUUAUAAGGGGAUGCUACCAGAAGGGAAGGAAAUAGCAGUAAAAAGACUAUCUAGUAGCUCAGGACAAGGUGUCGAAGAGUUCAAGAAUGAGAUGCUAUUGAUCCCCAAUCUUCAACACAAAAACCUUAUUAGGAUGAUGGGUUGCUGUGUUAAAGAGGAUGAGAUGUUACUGAUUUACGAGUUCAUGCCAAACAAAAGCUUGGAUACUUUUCUAUGUGAUCUGACUAAGAGAGCUGUGCUUGAUUGGGCUACACGCAUUAAUAUUAUUCAGGGUGUUGCUAGAGGGCUUCUUUAUCUCCAUCAUGAUUCCUAUGUGAAAGUGAUACAUAGAGAUUUAAAAGUCAGUAACAUUCUCUUGGAUGAGAAAAUGAAACCAAAAAUUUCAGAUUUUGGAUUGGCACGUAUAGUUGAAGAAACACAGAGUCUAGAAAAUACUCAAAAGGUUGUUGGAACACGUGGUUAUAUGUCUCCAGAGUAUGCCAUGGGUGGGGUAUUUUCUGAAAAAUCUGAUGUCUACAGCUUUGGGGUCCUGGUAUUGGAGAUUGUUAGCGGCAAGAAGAAUACCAGCUUCUAUUUAUAUGAACAACAGCUAGGCUUCCUUGCAUAUGCAUGGAAGUUGUGGAAUGAAGGCAGGGCAUUGGAGUUAGUAGAUGAAGUAUUUGGUGAUUCAUAUUCCUCAUCAGAAGUAAUAACAUGCGUGCAUGUUGGGCUUCUUUGUGUACAAGACAAUGCUAUGGAUAGACCAACCAUGGCGGAUGUAGCUUCAAUUCUAAGUAGCGAGAAAGAUGGUCCACAUCCGAAGAUGCCUAUAUUCACUAUCCAAAAUUCAGCUUAUCAUCUUAGACUAUCCUAUGAAAAUACUAAUUCCUCCAAAAAUGAAUCUAGCAUUACGACGAUCGAAGGACGUUAG